Molecule: messenger RNA, 1013 nt
Organism: Pseudogymnoascus verrucosus
Lineage: Eukaryota; Fungi; Ascomycota; Leotiomycetes; Thelebolales; Thelebolaceae
Gene: ARL2
Product: ADP-ribosylation factor-like protein 2
Exons: 6
Coding region: 16-561 (181 amino acids)
Biological process (GO): protein folding
Cellular component (GO): microtubule cytoskeleton; cytoplasm
Molecular function (GO): GTP binding; GTPase activity
Source: RefSeq, a predicted model, not a curated record
CACCGGACGACAACGAUGUUGUCCAUAUUAAGAAAAGCGCGUUUGAAGGACAAAGAGAUGCGCAUAUUGAUGCUUGGUCUUGACAAUGCAGGGAAAACGACCAUUGUGAAGAAGAUCAUGGGAGAAGAUGUUAAUAGCGUCAGCCCAACUCUUGGCUUCAUUAUUAAGACCAUAGAUUAUGAGGGAUAUAAACUUAAUAUUUGGGAUGUUGGUGGCCAGAAAACUUUGAGAUCAUACUGGAGAAAUUACUUUGAAAAGACCGACGCCCUUAUCUGGGUAGUUGAUGCGACUGAUCGUCUGCGUGUUGAAGACUGCAGGACCGAAUUACAAGGCCUGUUGCAAGAGGAAAGACUCUCUGGAGCGAGUCUCCUUGUCUUCGCGAACAAGACAGAUGUCAACGGCUGCAUGGAUGAGACAGAAAUCCAAGAGGGCUUGCGGCUAGAUGAGAUCCGAUCGCAUAAAUGGCACAUCAUACGUUGCAGCGCCGUUACAGGUACAAACCUCAACGAAGGGCUAGCUUGGGUGGUUAACGAUGCCAAAGCCAGACUUUUCUUGUUCUGAGCCAUAUAAUUCAAGUAGUUCUUGUUGUCAUGGCUACCCGGACGACAUCCACUGGAGUGGACGAAACAGGCUCUGGAGCUAUAAGGCCAAGCGGCUCCGUAGUCGUACAAUAUCUCGGGGGUUGUCCAGGGACAACGCGCCAGCAACAACUCCCCUCGCGCUAAGGGAUAAAUGGCCAAGACAUAAACAAAACAUGGAGGGGUGCAUUUCAGACAAUUGAGGAACACCAGAGUCGGUGGUGGAAUGGAGCACAAAAAAUACCAAUUUUACGAGAUAUAUUGGUGAAUAUAGUAUCAGGACACAGAAAUAUUGUAUAUUGCCUGUGUGCGCGAUUCUUGGAUCGAGUCCUAUGUCGGAUGCUGAUCGGUGUCCUGCGGGCGGCCUUUUGCCAAGACCUGCGAUUAGUGACGCUUAAAUCGAACCUAAAUAGAUUGAAGCAAGUACACCCGACC